GUUUGAAGAAAGGCAUUUGUUUAUUUACUCAGUUGUCGCACUUCUUAGACUUUGGAGUAAAUAAUUCUUGUUGGCGUUAUUUUGUGGCUGAAAAAAAUGUCGGAGUUAUCAGAGAAAGUCGUAGCAGCAAAGAUUGCACUAGUUACAUCGCUUGGCGAGAAUUCUCAGCGAUAUUUCAGCCACUUGAAAUCUUGGUUUAGUGGGAAGUGGACGCAAGAGGAAUUCGAUUUCGAGUGCCGCAAAAUACUAACAGGCGAAUCUGUACAUUUACACAACCAAUUUUUUUUGGCUCUACUAAACAAAAUCGAUGCGUUGCGUCUCCCGCAAACGUCUUCCACUAGUUCAAUCUCCUUGAAUCGGAGCAGCAGGAAACGAAAACGUAGUUCUCGCUCCGGCGUUGACCGCGUCAAUUUCGAGCCCUACGACUUAUUUGAAUUCCUGCCGGAUGAGAAUGUGGAGUUGAUACGACAGCCCAACGCAAGCGAUGAUCAGCCGCCAUCAAUGCCAAAGUACUGCGUCCAAGAAUACUUCCUGCCAGAUAUCGGAUUCAUCAUGGGACGGAUGAUGGUGGGAGCGUGGGAACACGGACUAGUUCACGUCGACGACGCCGUCGCGGAAUAUGUCGUACUGGCAGUCCAGUCUUUGCUGAAGAAUAUAAUUACCGCCGUGAUUUUGUCCCGGAAACAGUGCAAACUUACGGCCGCCGGUAAUUACUUUUAUGAUGUUGGUGUAACAAUCCCCGACCCUUUCGUCCGAAACCGAGCAUCACGCCAAAAAACUUACGAAGAGAAAAGCCUUCCUGAAAGGUAUAACCAGGAAAUGUUACCGGAGGAAGAGUUCCAGAAAAGUUGGACACCGCGUCAGAAAAUGUACGACGAUAAAAAUAUCGGGGAGCGAUUCGCUUCGGAGAAACUGCCAGAAGAGGAGACCUAUUUCUCAGCCUGUGAGCAGUUAUACCCAGUAAGGAAGUGCUUGAUUACAGUAAACGAUGUCUACAAAGUUCUGCGAGAGCGAAAUAUUUUAUUGUCACAUUCAGUUCAUUCCGUAAAUAUGGAGCGGAUGUCCCAAAUGUUGCAUUAGCACAGUGAGUGGCUGCAAUGUGAUUACGUUGAUUUUGUACAUAGAAGCUAAGACAUAAAGAACGUGGAUUUACA
Messenger RNA from Hermetia illucens (black soldier fly), 1154 nucleotides. Its product is annotated as transcriptional adapter 1-like. The transcript is spliced from 2 exons. The record is from RefSeq and is a predicted model, not a curated record. Bases 97 to 1080 code for a protein of 327 amino acids. NCBI's taxonomy places the organism in Eukaryota, Metazoa, Arthropoda, Insecta, Diptera, Stratiomyidae. Gene Ontology annotation, cellular component: SAGA complex. Gene Ontology annotation, biological process: regulation of transcription by RNA polymerase II. Gene Ontology annotation, molecular function: transcription coactivator activity.